Saprolegnia diclina VS20 is the source of this 1131-nucleotide messenger RNA. RefSeq lists its product as hypothetical. The record is from RefSeq and is a predicted model, not a curated record. Gene Ontology annotation, molecular function: serine-type exopeptidase activity; dipeptidyl-peptidase activity. The transcript has 2 exons. NCBI's taxonomy places the organism in Eukaryota, Oomycota, Saprolegniomycetes, Saprolegniales, Saprolegniaceae. Gene Ontology annotation, biological process: proteolysis. Bases 1 to 1131 code for a protein of 376 amino acids.
AUGGUCCGCUCGUUUGCUGCCGUCGCGGUCUUUGCCGCCUGCCUCGUGGCCGCCGACGCCGCCAACAUCGCGUCGUCGCUCCAGCACAAGAACACGAUCUUGGAGCGCCUUCAACUCGAGGGUCAGCUCGAGGCCGGCAUCCCGGACCUCUAUUUCGACAAGCAGAUUCUUGACCACGGCCACGACAACUGCGGCGGCAACACGACCGCGUACUGGAAGCAGCGCUACCACGUCAACGACGAGUUCUACGGCGGCGCCGGGUCGCCCGUGUUCUUGUACAUUCACGGUGAGAACGUCGCCGAGCCCGGUUACAUUACAAGCAAGGGCAUGCACGUCGUCAAGAUGGCGCAGACGCACAAGGCGCUCCUCGUCGCGCUUGAGCACCGCUUCUACGGCAAGUCGCAGCCGACGUCGGACAUGAGCGACGAGAACCUCAAGUACCUCUCGGCCGACAACGCGAUCGGCGACAUUGCGACCUUCCAGGACUUCUUUGUCGCCAACCGCAACAUCUCGGCGGCGUCGCCGUGGGUCGCCUUUGGCGGCAGCUACCCCGGCAUGCUCGCGGCCUGGACCAAACUCCAGCUGCCCAAGCGCUUCGUCGGCUCGGUCGCGAGCUCGGCCCCCAUCGACCUUGUCGCUGACUUUCACCAGUACGCCGACAUUGUCGGCCGCGGUCUCAAGCAGUACGGCGGCGACGAGUGCCUCAACACGCUCCGCGAGGGUCUCAAGCAGGUGCACGCGCUCGUCGAGUCCAAGGACGCGGCCGACGCCGCGACGUUCCAGAAGCUCUUCAAGCCGUGCACGGCGUUCGGCUCGGAGAUGGACAAGAUGCUCUUCGAACAAUCGAUCAUGGGCACGUACCAGGGCUUCGCGCAGGGCAACGACUAUGAAAAGUAUGCACUCAAGCAGGCGUGCGCCGACUUGACGGCCAAGAACGGCCUCACGCCGCUCGAGAAGGUCGCCAAGAUCAACCAGCUCUCGUGGAACCCAGCGACGCCGGACGACAACUGCUCGGCGAGCGACUACAUCAACCAGUACGUGAUCUGGCUCAAGAAGACCGAGACGGACACGGUCAACAUUUACCGCCAAUGGACGUACCAGACGUGCGCCGAGUUUGCUCAAGUACCUUAG